Messenger RNA from Suillus subalutaceus, 1541 nucleotides. RefSeq lists its product as uncharacterized. The record is from RefSeq and is a predicted model, not a curated record. The coding region runs from base 272 to 1216 and encodes 314 amino acids. Lineage: Eukaryota; Fungi; Basidiomycota; Agaricomycetes; Boletales; Suillaceae. The transcript is spliced from 21 exons.
CUGUUGAACACACAUUUAAAGAAACAUUCCUCUCCUGGUGAAAAAUUUGCCACCAUGCAAUUUUCUGUGAUUCUGUGAUUCCCACUCAACGCCAACUUCCACGCGGUAUUCGGACGCUGGUCCAUCGUCCGCUGCCACAGCCCCAGCCCUAUCGGUAGUUCCGCAAAUUCUUCGGACCUAGUACUAGCCGACUAUUUCCUUUUACCGUCUUCUAAUUCCAACUUUCAUCCUCACUCAUUCGUUCGUUCACUCUGUUGGUUGCGUCUGCAACAUGUCCGUAGAAUAUCUCAUCCCGCGUUUUGAUAACACCCUCGGUGCUUUGCUCGUAGGCUUCUCUGUCUCUGCCACUGCGUUUGGAAUGUUGACCAUUCAGGUGUUCACCUACUAUAAGCGUUUCCCCCAAGACAAGGCGGCAUAUAAGGCUCUCGCUGCAUUGAUAUGGUCAAUUUCUUUGGUUGAUCAAGCCUUCAUUGGUCACAGUGUAUACUUCUAUACCAUCACAAAUUAUUUGGAUCCCCUCCCAUUGGAAACAGGAAAACCACAGUGGACUCUUAUACUGCAAAUGACUUUGGGCGCUGUAGUUGGUGCUAUUGUCAAGGCUUGUUUCACACUACGAGUCUGGAGGUUCAGCUACAGAAAUUGGUGGCUCACAGCGUUCUUGUUUUUGAUGGUUCUCGCGCAACUUGGCACGGCGAUCGUGUUCACUGUAAAAUGUUUCAAAUUACCUACUUUCACGAGCAUCAUUUCCUUGAAGUCUUUGGGAAGCCUUUCCUUGGGCAUCGGAGUCGUUACGGACAUAAGCAUAGCUGCCGCAUUAUGCUUUCACCUUCAGAAAAUGCGCUCGAGCCAUCCAACUGCGGACUCCAUGAUCAAUACGUUAACAAUAUACGCAGUAAAUACCGGUCUUCUUACCAGCACCGUCAGCUUGUCGACCCUUGUUCUGUUCGACCUCAUGCCGACGAACUUCGUGUUUAUAUGCCUGUAUUUUGUUGUGAGCAAAUUGUAUGCGAUAUCAUUCCUGGCUACACUCAACACUCGAAAAACUAUACGAGGUCGUGGCACAGAUCCUGAAGGAGGAAAGGCUGCGAGUUUCAGUAUGGUUACCGACUCCAUGCAGCCUUCAGUAGGGAUGCCCAUACAGCUGGCGGUGCAAACCAUUCGGGAAGAAAUAUUGGCGGGUGCGGUGAUUUCCUUUAUUCUGCUAGAAUGCAUCUAAGGAUUCACUAUGACAGGAUGUCGUGAAUCGAAAUCCAUAGCAACAAAUUCUACACCAUCCUAUGAUUAGGGGCUAGUAAUUUUCAUACAUCAUCCUUCGUGACACCUCGACCACCCAUACUCUACGCGCGAGGUGCGCUUUAUCAUUGAAUGUGGCUUUGGCGUUAUUCGUCUCUCUUUCAUUUGCAAAAGGCAGCGCCUGUUGCAGUAAUCACACCGAAUCACACCGGAUACAUAACGUAGACACAACCACAACUUGGAAUUUGAAUAGAGUUUGUAUAGUACCACGAUAAAAACGCGAUGACGCGCUGUACUUGUUUCGUUCA